Molecule: messenger RNA, 856 nt
Organism: Cucumis sativus (cucumber)
Lineage: Eukaryota; Viridiplantae; Streptophyta; Magnoliopsida; Cucurbitales; Cucurbitaceae
Exons: 1
Coding region: 210-656 (148 amino acids)
Source: RefSeq, a predicted model, not a curated record
AUGCCGAAACAGAGGAAAACGAAAAUGGAACGAAGAACCCAUUUUCCCAAUCCAAACCCUUCAUUUCUUCGUUGUUUCGAAUCUCCUUUAUAUCAUUUCAUCUCCUUUCAAUGGCUUCCACAAAACCCAUAACUCAAAACAACCUCUCCAACCCCAUAAUCCCCCACUUCACUUAAAAAGCUUAAAACCUUUGUUUCUCUCUGUUCCCCAUGGCGACCCAUCAAACCAGACCACCUUCAACGCCUUAUUCACCUCUAACCGACCAACAAGACGACCUUCAAGACAUCGACGACUCCAUUUCCUCAAAUGGGUGUGGCUGUUUUCAGCUGUUCGGGUUCGGAUCCAAUCGGAAUAGGAAUUACGAAGGUGGAAAUCUUCUUCAACAGAAACAAGGGAGGGAAGAGGAGAGUUGGAUGGUGAAGAGAUUGAAGAAGGUGAGGGAGGUGUCGGAAAUGGUGGCUGGACCGAAAUGGAAGAACUUCAUUAGAAAGAUGGGUGGAUAUUUGAAGGGGAAGAAAGAGAGGAAUCGAUUUCAGUAUGACCCUGAAAGCUAUGCUUUGAAUUUCGAUGGGGGUUUUGAUGGAGAAGAAGAUGAUCAUCAUCCACCUAUUGGGUUUUCUUCGAGGUUUGCUGUGCCUUUGGCUUCUAGGGAAUAACAUUGAAGGAAAUAAUUUGAUUGAUUGAUUUCAUUGUGAUUGUUAAUGGAAAUACUUAUAAUGUCAAUUAUAUACAAAAAGCAUUAUGAUAUGUUAUUUGAUUUUGUGUGUAUAUAUAUUAUCGAGAAAGUUAGAAAUUUUGGUAGGGAUGACCUAAAUUUUACAAACGGAAUAUCAUUUGAUCUAAAUUUUGAUUCUUA